AUGAUUCGAAAAAUCAGUAAUCGCCUGUACCGGAUUGGAUUGGUAAGAAGAAAUUCGGGGAGAAAUGAUGAUUUUAUUCAAAAAUUGUCAAAAAAGUUGCAAUUUUAUGCAAAUUCUCUUUUGGUUUAUGUUAACUAAUGCAGAUUAUGACAUCAAGUUUCAUAUUUCAGACAAUAAAGUCUUUGGAUUUGCAAAAAUCCUCAAAAAAUUUAAGAAAAUGCCAAAGCAGCUGAUAGAUGUUAUGUACAAUACAAAAAGACCAAAUUCCUUUGGUUAUCGAAUAAUUUGUAGCCUCUAAACUGACUUUAUUGAAUUUUCAGGGCGAUGAUUUGACCUCAACGUCAAAUGAAAAGGAAUUGGCACCGAAACUUUCGCUCCCUGCCACUUUGAAUAAUGGCCCUCAGAACGGACAAAGCAGUGCGCAGCCAACCAGUCUGCACGAUGUGUCAAAGACUGAAGUUGAUUCUCGUAAGUUGGAAAGCCGUUUUAUUGGGUUGUUGCGAAAACCCAUGAUUUUUGGGGUUUGUUGGGCCGUUAUGUUAUACUUGAUAUCAAAGUAAUGUAAACGUCAAAAACGAGCGGGCUUGAUGUCUAUUAUAGGCUUUAGGGACAAGCAUAUGACAUUGUUGACGCUUCUGUGACACUGCGCUGCUCUUUUUGGCCGUUUUAUUAUCUCUCUUUGACUAUACAAGGCGUGUGCGAGGAGACCUCAUGGAUAACAUAAUUUUGAGCUCCACAAGUCCCAUACUUUUCUUACAGUGUUAAGGUUGGGCUUGGGUUGUAUUUUAGACCUCACCCAACUCAUCUUUAACAAUUCCGAUUACUCCAAGUGCUUUUAGACACCUAAAACACAAUGCCAAAUUUUGGCGGGAAUUCGAAUUUUCAAACUGCAACUACUGUCUGAUUAUAAACUUCAUUCCAUUUUUUUCAUCCAAAAACAAUAUUCAAAAGUGGUUUGAGCGAUUAUUCCGUUUGUUGGUUCAAAAAAAUAUAUUCUCCUUCUCUUGCAAAUGGCGUCAUAUAUUAUACUCCCUUCGCAGGCCUGGGAAACGGGCGAGAAAUUACGCUAUAAUCGAAUUUCAGACCAAGAGAUGAUUCUCACCGUUAUUUUGGGUGUGCCAGUAAUUUUGGAGUAACUUUUCUUUAUCUUGUUACCAAAUUUUAGCAAUUUUUGGUCUCUCUGGAGAUAAAAAAAGGUCGUCAACGAGUUAUUUACGAUAUUUACAAUGCGAGUUUGGCGUGGAGGAGGGAGAGAGUGUUAGCGAAGGUUUUAAGGGGAUUUUGGGAUUAAUAGCCUUAUUUUUUAGAAGGUGUAAGAGGUUUAAAGUGAUGAGAGUAGGGCAAAAAAUUCGACAUUAUUUUGGGGAAUUUGUUUGCUUGGAUUUUGACGACACUUGAGCCGAAAUUUAGAGCAUAAUUUUCGAAGGCCCAUAAAACAUUUUUUGCUCGCGCUUUUGGGCUACGGAACGCCAAAGGGCGCGAUUUUUAUGGAGAAAAGUUUCAUGCCUAUUUCUACCGUAAAGGGUAACGUUUCAACAAAAAACAAAAUUUUCCCGCAGGAAACUGCCAAAGUUAUGGCCAAAAAAGCAAAAAUCGUUCUUCUCUCGACCGCUCUCCACGUUUAGCGUGCUCUCUCGGCGGCAAAAACCGUUCGAUAUCUCAGCGACGCCCGCAGAGCGCGAGCUAAAACUUUCAGUAAUUGAUAUUUAGUCUACCCGACGUGUGUGCAAAAUUUAAAGGAAAUCUGAGCGUCGCACUUGGAGUACUUCCCUCGUUAGCUGCGUGAAUUGUUUUCCGCCCCUAUUUUGCCUUUAAUCCCCUUCUUGUUGACGCUGUUUCCACCAUAUUUCUCAUUGUAUAAUAUUCUCUCUAUUAUGCAAUCAAUUGAGUUUCCGUUGAACUGGAAAAAUCAUCGUUGUCGUCGCAGGUACCCUUUUUAUUCAAUCGGAAUCCCUCUUCCAAAAAAAAAAAUUAAGCCAAUUUUUGGGCGGAAAAAGGAAAUCCAAAUUGGCCCCAAUUCAAAGGAAAAAAGAGAAAAAAACAGGAAUUCACGGGAUCCGAAGGUUCAUUCAUAGGUGUUGAGGGCUCUUUUUGUCGUACUUUUAAUUGGAGUAUAUAGUGCUUGUAGGUAAAGGAGGUUGGCAAGAAUUGUUUGGACAUGGGCGGGAAGACGAGUUUUUGGGAAAUUUUAUUUCGGAGAUGUGAUGGUAGGAGCCUCUAGACUUGUGUACAGAAUAACCGUGGCCUGUAGAUUAUGUUUUGCCUGUGCUUGACAUUAUACGGGGAUUAGACAUUCAGGGUAGCAUUAACUAUAUUAUUCUUGACUCAAGUUACAUUUUCUUUUAUAAAUUUGUGAGUUUAACACUUUUUAUGUUGAUUUUGAUACUCCUAGAUGCUUAAGGGUCUAUUUUAGGUCCUAGAUGUUGUUUAAUUUUUUGACAUACACUUGUACACUAGCCAUGACCAAAAAUAUGCAAAAUGCUUUUUUAUGCUAAUCAUCAUUUUGAUGACAUUUCCUGUCAAUUUUGUCUGUGACAGCUCCAAUAUCCCUCCUUAAAGUGCAUCUUCUACCCACCAUAGAUCUUCCAACACCCGCUUCCAAUACUUAACUUUCAAAAAAUUUUAUAUUAUUCAUGUACAACACCUCUUAGGCCACAAAAAUCCCAAGAAUCAUAAUAAAUCCGCGCUGAACCCUCAUUACAGCUUUCUGCUAGCUUCAUUACACUCGUUCAAGUUGAUGCUUAAUCUUCUUUGCGUGACGGAAAAUGCAGUUUGCAAAGAUGACUUGUUUUCGAGUUCAAAAUAGUUGUUUUCGAAGUUCAUUGGAUUUGAUGUCAUUUGUAGAGGGAAAUCUGUGGGCUUAACGCUGGAAAUCGGGUUUACAUCGGAGUUCAUCUUUCACAUGAAAAACAACUUUUAUUUUUUUAUUUUCAAUAUAAACAAAUAUUUGUUUACCUUUUUCGCUAUGUUCAGAGCUCUGUAAAUACCGCUUUAUAUACUGUCGUUUUGAUCUCACAUUAAUCUUUACUUCUUCACAACUUUGAACUCUUUGUCAAGUAUGUUUCAGCCGCAAAAAAUUGGAAUUCAAUUUAGAUUGCUCAUCAAAUUGGCUGUGAGAAUAUGCUUGAGUCAUCGGAAAUUAUUUUAGACUCUUCUUUUGAAGUUUUUCAACUUUUUGAGUUUUGUGGUUUAUGUAAUUUCGGAAACCGAGAAAAACUGUAUACCAGGUUUUGUAGGAAAGCUUUCUUGUUUAUUCAUACGUAUUGCGAGAUUUUACAGACACCCAUCACAAGGGGUGUCUGUAAAAACCUACUCUAUAGACCCUUCUCGUCCUUGUUUUGCUUACAACGUUGUGCUCAGCGUCCUCAAUUUCGCUUGAUUAGUCGGCGUUCCGUAACCCGCAAGCGAAUCCGGCCGUCUCUUUUGUUUAUUCGUGAGGGCUUCUGCGUCAAGCUGUCAUCUUAAAUUUAAGCCAAUUCAGCGGGUUUCCCGCCUUCUCCUUUAGGUAGUGGGGGGAUUCGGAUGGCCAAAAGAAAUUUCGACUAAUUCCGAGGGGGCUUACAAAAACAUUGGGCGGUGCGUCGGCGAUGACGUCAAGGCGCGCUUUUGUGAUGUGUUGAGGUGAAUGAAGGUCUCGCGGAAGGAAUGCUGAUACUAUCUCGGAACUUUGGAGGGGUUUACAGUAAAUUUUAAGACAAGAGAGCCAGUUGUUUCCUUGGUUUAGGCUUUUAAUCAAUCAUUUUUUGCCUUUUUUUUGUUAUAGCUCUUGUUUCUGCUCUUGCAAGGUAAAUUAAACAAAUUUGUAGAAUAAAAAAAAAAACGAUUCUAAAUUAGCCUGGUAGUGAAGAAAGUAGAGUGUAAUUAUUCUAUUUAUGUCUUUAUUGUGAGGUUUCGGCAUAAUUUAAAAAGCCAUUAUUACUUUUCCAAUUUUAGAAUGUUUCAUUUACCUUGAGAAAGUUCUCUUUCAUCACGGCAUUAAGAAAAUAGUUAAAAAAAACUUUCCAGUUUCGCUAUGUAAACGAUGACUUAAUUUCCAUUGACACUUCAAAGUUUUGGUUAAUUUUCCUGCAUUGCGUGACCCCUUGGCCCACCCGUCAGUGCCUACCAAGCCCUCAAGGCAGUCAGCCAUUUUCCGAUGCCUGCGAGUUCGGUAAAAACAGUUUAAACCGGGGGCGCCGCGAAACCCGGGAAGAUUGUUAAAGGAGUUAAAAUUCCCGCGGCCCUCGACGGCGUAUCGAUUGUGCCCUGAGGGCAGGGCGCUUUUUUCGCGAAAAAGCGAGCGAGAGAGCGUGCCGGAUGUUUGUGGGUAUCUCUGGCCAAAAUGAGUCGCGUUGCUAGCCGCAGGCACUUUUCCCCCUUCACUCCCAUUCUUACUCCGCCGUAUUUCCAUCCCGCUUUUUUUUUGUUCAUGGGCCGCGGCGGGCCCGCAGGUCCGGCAUCUGAAGACAUUCGGAAAUCUGAAUGCGAGACAGGGGGGAGGGAGGUUUUCCGGUGCUUUAAAAGACUUCAAAAGCGUUCCGAACGAACUUUUUUUUCAAAGUCCAGUGAAGAUGGAUCUGAAGGUAAUGUGGUGGUGAUAUAUGCUCCAGAUAAUAUAGCAAACUUCAUUGAGCGAUUUUUUAUGGCGCGGGGAUAAUUUUGCAAAGGUCCAGAGAAUUUCCCCCCGGGGUGUUAGCGAAGUCUAGCGUGCAAAGUCAGCGUUAAAAGAGGGCCGGAAAAGAUUAAAAAAGCGCGAAUUUGCAUUUGCAAGCGGUGAAAAACAACUCUGACUACGAAACUCAAUUAUUUCUGAUAUUUGGAGACGGAUUACUCUUUAAUCACCGGCAGUAAUAUACAGUUGUCGCCCUUUAUGUCUAUAGUUUUUGCCUUUAAAGUUAAGUGACCGUUUUUCGAGAACGUUCCGAUUUUUAAAUGAACGUCUUAAAAGACGUUUCAAAUUGCUGGCUAAUCGGGAAACCUCGUUGUGAGUAAUCUUUGGACUUUUACAAAUUACAGGGGAUUUACAAUUACUUCUUAAGAGUAACUCUCAUUAAGACGUUAAUCGUUGGUUGUGUUCCAAAGCGGGCCUAUUUUUGACGUGCUCACGCCUCCGCUUUUAUUUUUUGCAUCAGCAUUCAAUUGUCCAGGGAGUAAUCAUCCACAAAUAGUAAAUAUUGGCAGAUGCCGUUGUUAAAAAUGGGAUUUUAACUUUGUUCCAGGCAGGAGGGAAUUUGCAAAAAAAUGCUGGUAGUUUGCGUGGUGUAGAUGACUUUAAACAAACAUAUUAUAGCUUGUGUUUUGCGGAAAUCGUUGAGGUUUUUUGGCCAAAACUGAGUAUAAAAACGUAAUUUUUAAUUUGAAAAUUUGAGCUUCUAUUAGUGAUGAGGCCAAAAAUUGCGCCCAUUUCUUCAAACCGCAAGCUAAUAGUUUUGUAUGGCCAGAAAAUUGUCAUCUAAAUUUGGCUCAGCUCUCAUCAAAAUUCAAACAAAAAUUUCUCAAAUUCUUGUCGUACUUCUCCCCAUUCGCGCGUCACUUUAACCCGCUCACACCCUCUAAACCAAAGGGCCGUUAUCCUCAAAAUCUCCUUAAACUCUCCUCUAACGCUCUUUCUCGCCUCCACGACAAAACAGAGUUGUAAAUAUUGAAAAUAACUUGGCGAUGACUAUAUUUUCUCGAAAAUACUAAAAAUCCCCAGGAUAAGGUACGAAAAUCAAAAAGUUGCGUUAAUGGCUCUACCAUACCUUUUGUAAAAAAUGAGUGAUAACUUUGGGCGAUUAAUCUGCCACCAACAGGGAGUUCUGACUUCAAGAUUUUGAUAAAAUUUGCAUUCAAGUUACACGGGAAGUACCCCAAGUGCGACGCUCAGAGUUUCUUUAAAUUUUGCGCACACGUCGGGCAUAGACUUAAUAUCAAUUCCUGAAAGUUUUAGCUCGUGCUUUGCAGACACCGCCGAGAUAUUGAACGGUUUUUGCCGCCGAGAGAGCACGCUAAAUGUGGAGAGCCGCCAAAGAGAAAAACAUCUUUUGGCCGUAACUUCGCUAGUUUCGUGCGGCAAAACUGAUUUUUUGUGGAAACAUACCCUUUACUGUAGGAAAAAGUAUGAAACUUUUCGUGCCGAAGUUCGGCAAAAAUUGUCAAAUUUUCGCCGACUUUCGAUCUAAAAAUCUUGGUUGUUUAUGCAAAGCGCGAGCUAGAAUUUUCGCAUAUAUUUUCGAAAACAUUAUUAUAAAUUUGUGCCAAGUUUCAUCAAAAUCUGAGCGUCGCACUUGGGGUACUUCCUAUGUUAGUAAGCUCUUGUGUUACCACUAUUUCUUUGAUAUCGCGACAAAUAAGUCGCUCUAUUGAGAGCCGCUACCAACCGUAGACACUCCCUUCUCCUUGAAACAUACUUUCUUCCCGAUUCCCGUGCUUAUCUUCCCCUUCAAAAUCUCAUCCUUUUCCGCUCGCCUCACCCCAAAAAAAAAGAAAACGCGGGUCCAAAUUGGCCUUUGAGAACCCGCUGAAUUCUGGAGAUAUGUCCUCUCGCUUGUUUUUACCCCAAAAUCCAUAUUUUUGGCACCCAAACGAGAGCGAGAGAGCGAAAACAAAGUGCAUCGGCCGCUUUUUUGUUCCCUUUCGGUCCCCGCUUUUCUUUGUUUUACAUUUUAAUUCGUGGCCAUUUUCCGGUCUGACGAGCGAAUGUAAUCUGGUAAAUAUGGUUUACACGUUACGUAAGGGCAAACACAACGCUUUUAAAGGGCAGGCUCGUCGAAAGUUGGGCUUUGGACGUUGUUCUAGCUGAUUGUUGGUCGAUUUUGGUCGUUUUUCCGGAAUUUUUUCGGAUUCUUACUGGUUAAUUAGUUGAUUUGAACAUUUCAUGUUUCAAAACAGUAAUUUUGCAUUUUAAAUUUUUAGUAAAAUUUCCAAACUUGCCUAAACAAGACCUUAUUUCAGGCCGCAAAAAGAGUUGGCAGCAACCCAUGGAGAAAGUGCCAAUCGAAACGGGUAAAGAGACGCUGAUCGAGAUCGAGAAGGGCGGCCGUGGGCUUGGUCUGUCGCUGGUUGGCGGCUCGGACACCGUGCUCAGCUCCAUCGUCAUCCAUGAAGUGUAUCCGGAUGGGGCGGCCGCCUUUGAUGGACGACUUAAAACCGCCGAUCAGCUGUUGGAGGUGCGUUUUUUGAUGACGUUCUGUAGGGAAUGAAAGUUAGUUUUGAUUAAGAAAAUUUUCAAAAAAUUGUCCAUCAUGACAUAUUUUUAUAAAAAAACUUUGGUUUAAAAAUUAAAUUUAGGUCAUCUUUUUUUAUAUUGCCGUUUUGAAAAACGAUUUUUUUAAACUUUAAAUCCCUUUUUUUAAAUUGAAAAAAAACGUUUUGCAUUUUGAUUUUUCAUCAUGAACAAUGUUGAAUUUUGACCCCUCCGAUCCCCUUUAUUAAACCUAUAAAACCGUCUCCAUUUCAGGUGAACGGUCAGUCCCUCCGCGGCCUAACCCACGAACAAGCCAUAUCAAUUCUCCGCCGAACCCCCGCCAAAGUCCGUCUUCUUGUUUAUCGUGACGUGAAUGUCCAAAUGUCGCUGCUCGACCCGCCGUACAUGAUACACGACCUGGAGCUGGUGAAGAAGCCGGGCCGAGGGCUUGGCAUCUCAAUUGUUGGGCGAAAGGACGAGCCCGGAGUUUAUAUUUCGGAGAUCGUUAAAGGCGGCCUAGCCGAAGCCGAUGGAAGAUUGAUGCAGGGAGAUCAAGUAGGCCACUCGAUGAGGUUAUUAGUUGUUAAAUUUUAGAUUUUAAAGAUCAACAAUGUCGAUGUGUCAACCAAAAUGCAAGAGGAUGUGGCUGCCAUGUUCAAGGUAAAUCUUGUUGCUCAGAAAAGUUACUUGAAAUUUUUCGAUUGACGCAAAAUUUUUUGGGAAGUUGUCCGAGGUUCUGAAAUGAAGUUUUUAUAGGUUUAUGGGCAAAAUCUUUAGAAUAGGUUGAGAUAAAAAAGAGGCAAGAGAACAUUCAAAACAAAGAGACGAAAAAGUUUUUUUUUUCAUUUUUCUCUCUUUUUCUCUUUGUUUUCCUUCGGAAAAAGAAGUGAUUAGAGAGAGAAUAGAACCGAAGUUUAUCUCGCAAAGCUUUCAUCCACCAAUCGUUUGACAAAGCACCGCAUUUACAGACUAAAAAUAAUAUUACACUUGCCAUCUAAUGUCCCGAUUGAUUUUUCAGACAAUUUCCGGCAAACUCUCCAUUCGAGUUGGGCGAUGGAAGCUCGGCGAGGCUGCCAACCGUUUCCAGCACAUUUCGCGGACCUCCAACCCUCCCUCGACAGCCACCUCGCCCAAUAUGCAACGACCUCCAACCACAGCCUCACCGUCCGAGCCCAGCACAAACGGAACUUCCGGCCUGAAAACGGUCUCGGAUGGAGAUGAAGAUCGACGAGUGCCUUCGCCAGCGCCCACACCAUCUUCCGGAGGAUAUAUGGCAGCGCCGGAUGUUCCGCAGGUUUUGGUUCAGGACGAGACGAUCGCUCGAGGAGAAUUGUCGCCGGUGACUGAGGAGCCGGGAAGUAGUACGGAUCUGGUGAGUUGGAAUUUUGAAAGCGGUGUUUUUUGUCUCUGGGGUGUAAUUUUUUGACGCUUUGUACCAAUUGGUGCCUCUGGAUCACUAAGAAAGAAAUCAAAUUUUUGAUCAAGAGCAAUAUGAAAAAAUACGGUCGGAAAAUUACUGUAAUGCAAACCCAUUUGAAAAAAAAUUGUCUUUAUAAUACAAAAAUGUUCUAAAAUCCAUAUUAUAAUAGCAAAAUCAGUUUUGAUUCGGAAAACAUGAAAUUUGAUUAGAUUUUUUUGGGCCAAAUAGUCUGUUUUCCCCAAAAAAUCGUUUUUUUUUCUAAAAACUUCCUCGACGACUUUGCGAUCUGAAUUGGAAACAAAGCCAACAAACGCUUACUGUAACAAAAAUUUUUUCUUUUUUUGCUCGGUAGACGUUCAUCCCAACAUUUUUUUUAUCUCAUUGCUCAUCUCCCCCAACGCCAUCUCUUCUAAUCUCCGAGAUUUUUGCAGAAAAGCUUGGCCGAACCCGCCGAAAUUGGUCUUUUGCCGAUAAACGAAGAAGGCUCCGAGAGUUUACUAAUUCACUUAAAAAAGGACGAAGGUUGUCAAUGGGGAAUGGGCAUCGGGCGACGGCCUCGGGGGAUUCUUGUCACCUCGCUGCAGCCCGGCUCGACGGCCGCCGAAAAACUGCAUGUUGGAGAUCGGAUAAUGGCCGUGAAUGGAGUCGCGAUUUCUGAUCAGGUAAGAAGGAAAUUUCAAAAAAAAACUUUUUUCUUUAGAAAGCUUUUUUAAGAUAAAAUUUUUUGCUAAAUUUUUUGCGGAAAUCUCAAAAUUGCUUUUCAAAAAAAAUUUAAAAUUUUUUCCAAAAACGCUUUUAUCGAUGGAAAUUUUUUUCAGAACGGCGCCGUGACGAUGGUCAAGUCCUCAGGCAACAAAGUCACUCUACAAGUCGCUCGGCCCACACGAGUCCCCACUUCCCACUACUGA
Messenger RNA from Bursaphelenchus xylophilus (pine wood nematode), 9472 nucleotides. The record is from the annotation of a GenBank genome assembly. NCBI's taxonomy places the organism in Eukaryota, Metazoa, Nematoda, Chromadorea, Rhabditida, Aphelenchoididae.